UCUUGGAGGUCCCGGAAUCCGCGAUCAUAUGUUGUAACCGCAAAGUUUUGCGCAAACCGCGACUAUCGUCGUAGGAUAGAAACUGUGAAACUGGUUGCGCGAGCAAGAAGGAAAAUCAGCUGAGUCGCGCUUAGCACAACGUACGAAGAACCCUCAGAUGCACCUGAACGAAGUGCCUUCGUCCAAUCGCCGUUGAAAUCAAUUUCGGUCGUCCAUCACCACCGCCGCCGCUGCCAGCAAAUGUCGGUAAACCGCUGAUGUAAUUUUGCGGUAAUCCGGUUUCCGCGCGGUGAUGACGGCCGCGAGGAAAUAUUUCCAUGUAUCACACGCCGUCCUGUAGAGGUGCAUCUGAGGGGAGGUGGCUCAGCCACCGAGAGGCACGACGAGUCGACUCGACGCCGGUCGGAGCAAGUCUGUAGACAUCCGAGAGGAUGUUCAUUGUAUCUCGUUCAAAUCUCACCGUCGGUAGGUGAUAGCUGAUCGAUAUUGAAACGAAGAGACAAUCUCUAGGAAGGAUGAGAUGGCUCGGACUUUGAGGGCUCUUCGAAGAUGAAAUUGUAAGAUGACGAGUGGCUCGUGACAUCCGUGUCGCGUUUUAUACAAUAAUGCGGCUGAACUUCAAGACAACCCUGCUUGUACUGGUAGUCGCGACAGUGAGCUUUCUACUCGCGUCGUGGAAUAAUUGUGGAAGCCUACUGUUCCAUACAGAUUGGAAGAGAUAUCAACACAAGGACCGUUUAAAUACAGAGUCAGGAUAUCAAGAGAUAGACUGUCACAUAAACGGCGAUUAUUCCAUAGGAUGUCGCAAGGAAGGCGACGAAGUAUAUAUACCAUUUUCAUUUAUCCAUAAAUAUUUUGAGAUUUAUGGAAAACUAGCUACCUAUGAUGGCCUGGAGAGAUUCGAAUGGCUGCACAGUUAUUCAAAGAUCGUAAAUCCCAAGGGGAAGUAUGAUCCUCGAGGUGUAUUUAUGACCUUUGAAAAUUACAAUGUUGAGGUCAGGGAUAGAGUCAAGUGCAUCAGUGGCACUGACGGCGUACCGAUAUCGACGCAAUGGGAGAGCCAGGGAUACUACUAUCCCACGCAAAUUGCUCAAUUUGGGUUAUCGCAUUACAGUAAAAAUCUAACCGAGCCCGAACCACACAAAAAGACCAUCGAGGAUUCUGAUAAGGUUAAGCAGAACUGGAAUGUUCCUCAAGGAUCAGUUAUGAAUAGAGUGUAUGACAAGCAGACUAAUAGUUACGUUCUGAAAUUUGCCACCCCGGAAACGAGUACGUCCGGGAUUUCUCUGAAACUCGAUCACGUACUGGACUUUGUGUUGAAAUGGGAUUUUAAUAUCAAGGACAAUGGAAGCAUCACGGUUACGCUGCAAUCGAGGGAGAAGAAGGAGAUGUACUAUCUUCAUUAUGUCACUAACAACAUAGUAUUGCAGAACUACAACAAUCAUGUGCACUAUGGAAUCGGACAAGCUAAUCACCAGUGGAGACGUCUCACUAGAGACCUUGUAAUUGACCUGCAAAAAGGCCUUUAUCUGAAUGAUAAGAGUAAGAAGAAAUUGCCCCGAUCUAAGUUGAAGGUAGUCAAAAUCACUUUGUACGGCACCGGUAUGAUUGACAAUAUGACAUUAUCGACUAGCGAACACAUGGAACAGUUUUAUGAUGCGGCAAGAUGGUUUGUCGCUAAUCAGAAUAUCACUUCUGGUGGGUGGCCGAAUCCUGUCAGGAGAAAAGUGGCGUCUGGAAUGGCUAUUCUUGAGCCUGGAUGGUAUUCCAGCAUGGGUCAGGGUCAUGCGAUAUCAGUGCUGGCACGAGCAUAUUAUCAUUCCGGAGAGGCGAAAUACUUGCAGGCCGCUAUCAGAGGUUUACGGCCUUUCAGACUGACAUCUGCUAAUGGAGGGGUAGCCGCGCUGUUUCUUGGCAAAUACGUCUGGUACGAGGAAUACCCCACUACACCCUCCUCCUUCAUUCUCAACGGUUUUAUUUAUUCACUUAUCGGUCUAUACGAUUUGAAGAGCAUAGCGAUGGGUAAGGACGCGGAGGAGGCGACCAGACUCUUUAAUCAGGGUAUGAUAUCGUUAAAAAAUAUGUUAACGUUAUACGACACUGGCUCGGGUACAACGUACGAUCUGCGUCAUUUUACAUUAAAGACAGCACCCAACUUAGCUAGAUGGGAUUACCAUUCUACUCACAUUAAUCAGCUUCUUCUUCUUAAUUCCAUUGACAAUGAUCCUAUUUUUAUUACGACUGCGGAGAGAUGGAUUGGUUAUAUGAAUGGUAAAAGAGCGGCGCAUAACUAACUAUUCAUAUUUAGAUAAUAUUUCAUCUCCUUUGUAUUUUGUUUACAUUUAUUUAUUUAAAUUAUUUUUCUUAUUUUUUUAUACCUAAAGAUUCAUCAUUAAUUUCAUUUUAAUUUUCUUCCGUUACAUUGAAAAAGAAAUAUUUUUUCGUGUAAUUUUUAUUUUAUAUUUAUUAUAAUCGUAGUCUCGUGAUUAAAUAGAAGAGUAGACAAAAAAUACGAGCGCAUGAGAACUAAAAUUACUUGCGAUCUGUUAAUAUUUUAGAAGAAUGAAAUAAUAGGAGAUGAAACUGUAA
Monomorium pharaonis (pharaoh ant) is the source of this 2589-nucleotide messenger RNA. RefSeq names its product D-glucuronyl C5-epimerase B (gene Hsepi). Gene Ontology annotation, cellular component: Golgi apparatus. Gene Ontology annotation, molecular function: heparosan-N-sulfate-glucuronate 5-epimerase activity. The record is from RefSeq and is a predicted model, not a curated record. The transcript has 7 exons. NCBI's taxonomy places the organism in Eukaryota, Metazoa, Arthropoda, Insecta, Hymenoptera, Formicidae. Gene Ontology annotation, biological process: heparan sulfate proteoglycan biosynthetic process. The coding region runs from base 606 to 2294 and encodes 562 amino acids.